CGCGACUGGGAGCAGAAUCUAACGUCACAGUCUAGUUUUUGCCACGGCACUCAAACUGCAACUUACGAUGCUCGCACAUUGAGAGUAUUUGUUUCAAGUCAAUAAAAUGGAACAUGUACAAAGUUAGUAAAACUAAGAUUGCCCAUUAACAUUUUUUACAAAUUACAUAAAUAUAUCAAGUGCGUCACACUAUAAAUGUAUAAAAGCCGGUAAUGUUAUGAACAAAUCUCUCCGCUAAAGGAACAACUAAUAGCACAUUUUAGUGAUAAAUAAUUAUAAUGAAUGCUGCAAGAGCACUCCUUAAACAGGGUAGAAGCGCCCUGCUAUUAUGUGACAUGCAAGAAAGAAAUGCCAGAAUCACAUAUGAUUUCCAAAGAAUUAUACAAAAUUCGGCAAAACUGAUAACUGGAUUAAAAAUGUUGGAAGUUCCAAUGAUCGUCGCAGAACAAACUCCAGAGGUUCUUGGAAAAACAGUUUCAGAAUUAGAUAUUUCUAGUGCCAAAGGACCAUUUGCAAAGACUCAUUGUAGCAUGUAUAUACCUCCAGUACUUAAAGAACUUUCUGUGAUUUGUUCUGGGGAGAAACCAGAUGCAGUUAUUUUAAUUGGUAUGGAAACCCAUGUAUGCGUAGAAUUGACUGCGAUUGAUCUAAAAAUAAAUGAGUAUGAAGUACACGUUGUCGCAGAUUGUACCACUUCACACACACAAGAAGAGAAAAUGUACUCUCUAGAGAGAAUGAGAGGAAUAGGAUGUCAUAUAACUACGGUAGAAAAUGUUCUUCUCAAACUACUGCGUGAUUCAACACAUAAGGAGUUUAAGAAUGUAAUACAUUUGACAAGACACUAACACUAGAUUUGAUACAGGUCUUCCCAACAAACUGUAAAAUAUCAUUAGGACACGUUAUAUUAUACCAUGCCUAGUUUUUGAGAAAUUAUUAGAAUGAACUAUUUUUAUAAAGGGUAUACAAUAAUGACACAGUAUAUACAAAACUUAUUUUAUUUAAAAAAUAUGAAUACUUUGUUGAUAUAGAUGUACAGGGGUGUAAUACAAAAAACCUAACUGAU
Messenger RNA from Hylaeus anthracinus, 1063 nucleotides. RefSeq names its product isochorismatase domain-containing protein 1-like. Gene Ontology annotation, cellular component: cytoplasm. The transcript has 4 exons. Bases 279 to 845 code for a protein of 188 amino acids. The record is from RefSeq and is a predicted model, not a curated record. NCBI's taxonomy places the organism in Eukaryota, Metazoa, Arthropoda, Insecta, Hymenoptera, Colletidae.